This is a messenger RNA of Eleginops maclovinus (Patagonian blennie), 1861 nucleotides long. It is a transcript of the gene tmem174, whose product is annotated as transmembrane protein 174. Lineage: Eukaryota; Metazoa; Chordata; Actinopteri; Perciformes; Eleginopidae. The transcript is spliced from 3 exons. The coding region runs from base 63 to 572 and encodes 169 amino acids. The record is from RefSeq and is a predicted model, not a curated record.
UGUGAGAGGCUCAGUGUGAGUAUCCAGGAGACUCAUGAUUGCAGGUUUUCUGGACUAACUUGAUGUUUCAAAGGCCUGUCAUGGAGACCAGCCAGGUCAGAAAUCCUGCACUUUCAGACAGUUUGAAGUACAACGAGAAGUCUGGAGUCUUCCUGCUGUUCUCAGGAGUUUUCCUUGGCCUUGCGGGUCUCACUUUCACCACCAUGGGCUGGUAUCACUACCGAGAAAACUCCAAAUUUGGCUGGACGCAACUUCUAGGCCCCGUCCUGAUCUCCAUGGGAGGCACUUUCAUGCUAACCAGCUUCUGCAGGUUUGGGAUCGUGUCCUGCUGGCCCUGCAGACAGUUGGAUGAAGGAGUGCGUGUGAUGCCUGCGAUGGAUCAAACAUCAAUAGCACCUUCUAUCAUUGCCGCUGAGUUCCAGUCUGGCGGGUGUGUGAAUGGCGUCCAUGCUGCCCGGCCUCCACACGCCGCUGUGUACUGUGUGGAUAACGCAGCUUUCACAGCAGAAGAAGAAGAAAUGGACCACAGAAGAAGCAGGAUUGAGAACACAGGAGGAAAGAAGACGUGGUGAUGCUAUGAGUUCACUUCCACCUGCAUAUGGAGAUAUCUACUCUACCUAUAGUAAAACAAUCUGACAAUAUUUAUUUUAAUAUGUUUAUUUUAAAGCAAAACUCCAACCUCCCAUGCAUUUCCUGCCACAGCAGCCAAGAGUGGCUUUGCUUAGGUUUUACUUCCCUCACACAGCUGUUAUCAUGUACAGUUACCAUCAUAAUUAUGGAUGAAGUCAUACAAAAUGAGACUCCCUGGAAGAAAACCUCAUUAAAAUUGAGAUUUAUGGCCAUCAGCUUCAUGUGAGGGCUCUAAGGUUCUGGAAACGUAGAGAUACUAUACAUUUGGCCAAAAAAAAUAUGUAUAAAUGUAUAUAUAUAUAAAUGUGCUUGUUGUCUCUCAAUAGCUGCUGACAACACUGUACUCAACCCUUUAAUAUUGGCAUGGAAAAUAUGGUCAGCAAUUGCUGACUGACAAAACCGGGACAAUUUACCAUAAAGAGAUUGACCAUUUUUAUACCAGUAGAGAAUUAACAUCAAAAGAGGACAAAGUCAUUGUGGUCAUUAACAUUGUAUUUGUAAUUGUUCACAUUUCUGCAGCAUCUUUCAUGUUUGUUUGUGGAUUUUAAAAAACAUCACAAAAGUCGAAAAAGGACCAGGUUUAUAUGAAAAUAUCUCAAAAUGUCUGGAAUUUAUAUCCACUAGUCUCUGACUACUAUUACAAAUACUACUACUACUACUACUUGUACUUACAGGAGUAAUAUUAUUUAAUAUAUGAAGCUAAAUUGUCCUAUUUAUUUCCCCCUUUCCCGGCUGGAUCAUUCCACUGUAACAGUUUACUGAGGCAUUCACUGUCGGUUGUGUUUGCAGGAUAAACAGACGGUAAGGUUCACUGCACCACACGGGGGCAGAAACACUGAGGAAAUCUGAACACCUUCACUCACCGGCUCAGGUCAGGUGGUGUUACCGGGGUUAUUGAAGUAUAUGGUAUAAUGGAUGUAAUAGCCUAUUAAUAAUGACAAAUAAUAAUAAUAAAAUACAAUUCAAUGUUGUUUGCAAAAAAAAACCGGCAUCACCGUCUGUUUUCAACCAUUCCUAAAACGUGCCUGUCCAUCACCGCCAUUUAUUAAAUUUCACGGUGAUGCAGUUAUUUCUUAUCCAUCGCAAAUAACCUUAAUUUUCUAGUAGAAUUUGGCUUAUUUGUAUAUUUGAUUAUAUUCACGUAUUUUGCUUUUUCACUGUAUGCUACAAAACUUCAAGUUAACUUUGUGUUGAAAGGUCUUCUAAAUAAACAGCCUUGCCUAAAACAGUC